Molecule: messenger RNA, 1278 nt
Organism: Ectocarpus sp. CCAP 1310/34
Lineage: Eukaryota; Phaeophyceae; Ectocarpales; Ectocarpaceae
Source: the annotation of a GenBank genome assembly
AUGGUGGUUGGACAGCGGUCGCCGAUGGGCCGGUACCCCUCGACGGGCUCUCAGGUCGUCUCCGAAUUCUAGACCGCGCAAAGCCACCACACGUAGAAAGAACCCAAUUUCUAGUUUGGUGUGUGCUUUCUGCCUCUCCUUUUUUCUGGGAUCUUGACCGUCGCCAUGUGCCGUUUGUUAAUGGCAUGGUACCGGGCGGUGCCCGACCCAUCUCUGAUCACAUGACUCCCUCGCCCUGCCUCUUAUCGAGUGACAGCAGUUGUUCGGUUAGCCUUAGUUGCUGUUUCUCACGUUAGGUCAAUGGUAAGUACGAGGAAUAUACCGUUGUGCGUCGUUCUCUUUGAGGUCCUCUCCGAGUUGUGAGAAGAGCCUCAACCGCUCCCCCGAAGACAUCGGAACAAGUAUAUGUACUGCUGUAGAGCGGCGCUCUUUUUUUUUUCCGCUGCCCGCACACUCCCUCUGCCAGAUACCACCUACCAUCCGAAGACAUCGGAAGAAGUAUAUGUACUGCUGUAGAGCGCCGCUCAUUUUUUUUUUCUGCUGCCCGCACACUCCCUCUGCCAGAUAGCACGUACCAUCUACAGUAGUAAGAAUAACAGAUGAAGUGACCACCACGUUGCUUUCGCGAUUUUCAGGUGUGAGCCCUUCUGGAACACGUGAACCUGGAAGGCAGGGUACUCGAUUGCUGUGGUGCCGCCCAAGACGCAGUCUACACCGUCCUGAGUUCACACCGUCUUAUAUGCAGCUCUUGUAGGACACCCGCCAUGCCCCGAACGACAACCAGCAAGAGGGUCCGAGCGACAGCCACCAAGUAGCCACCCCACGACCCGUCCACGGCAGACGGGCCGUCCACAUACAUGAAGCGGUCCCCUGGACAAGCGGUAUUCGGUGCCGGGUUCACCGUGUCGUCCAGAUUGACGUUGUAGCAUGCCCUGAAUACGCGCAGUUACAAGCAAAAAUCACGUCAAACGGCGCCCGUUAACUGUAUGUAUGUGUUGUGCACUUAACGGCGUGGCUCAACUGGCAGGGAUCCACGUCAAUCUACUCGUGUGCAAAAAUUGGAGGAUCUGCACGUUGCCGUGUUCCAACAAGCCUUGCCUUUUGGCGCUGGGAUAUGAGACUCAUGGAUCUCCUUAAGGCUAUUCCGAUCCAAGUACUGUUGGUGUAUACUUAGCUACCAUGGUCAUCGUCCUCUACCCAACGCACGUUGUUUGUGUCUAGGCCGUGGGGGAAGGAGAACAACUUGAACGUACAAGUAGAAAGCAAGGACGUUCCGUU